UUGCACAGUUUUCUUCACUGACUUACAAUAUUAAUAGAUAUAGGGUUCGAUUAUUUUCGUAAAUAUUUUCAUAAUUUUAUUUAAAAUCAUAUAGUCUCGGAAUAGUGCCGCAAUCAUGAGCAGCGCGCUGGAAAACUAUGUAAAUCAAGUGCGCACGCUAAGCGCUGCAUGCAGUUACCGUGAGCUGGCGGACGAGCUCGCAGAAUCCCUGUCUCUGCUUAUCCGCAACUGGAGCAUAUUAGACAAUGUGCUGGAAACUCUUGACAUCCAACAGCAUACGCUGGGUGUGCUCUAUGUGUUGCUUGCCAAGCUACAUAGCGCGCCAACUGCUAAUCCAGAGCCGGCACAGAUCAUUCAGCUAAUGCGGGACUUCCUUCAACGCAGCAGUGUGGAACAAUUGCGAUUCGCCGUGUGCGCCUUUUACGAGACUUGCCAUUGCUUUACGGACUUUAUAGUGCAGAAGCAAUUGAGCACUCUCGGUAUUAAAAUUCUGUCGCGUGCCAUUGACCAGAUUCGACAAAUGGACACUCAGCUAACCCCCUUACAUGCCGAUCUCUGUCAGCUUAGCUUGAAGGCGAAAAAUUUCAGUGUGGUAUUGCCCUAUUUAGAUGCGGACAUUACUGACAUUUCCACGGUGGCGGCUGAGUGUAAGAAUCAACAGCAACAGCAAUCGCAAAACACAAUGGAUGCCAACAACGAUGCCAAGUACUUUUUGCUUUACUAUUACUAUGGCGGCAUGAUAUACACAGCCAUCAAGAAUUAUGAUCGCGCCUUGUACUUCUUUGAGGUGUGCAUCACCACACCGGCGAUGGCCAUGUCGCAUAUCAUGCUGGAGGCGUAUAAAAAAUUUCUCAUGGUCUCUCUCAUUGUAGAGGGCAAGAUUGCGUAUAUACCAAAAAACACACAAGUCAUUGGACGCUUCAUGAAGCCCCAGGCCAUCUACUAUCAUGAUCUGGUUAAUGUCUAUGCAAAUUCUUCCAGCGAAGAGUUACGCAUUAUUAUACUCAAGUACAGUGAAGCAUUUACACGUGAUAAUAAUAUGGGCCUAGCGAAAAAGGUGGCCACCUCCUUGUAUAAGCGUAAUAUACAGCGACUGACGAAAACGUUCUUAACGCUCUCCCUUAGCGAUGUGGCCAGCCGAGUCCAGUUGGCCAGUGCAUCGGAUGCAGAGCGUUAUAUUCUAAACAUGAUCAAAUCGGGUGAAAUUUAUGCUACAAUCAAUCAAAAAGAUGGUAUGGUCUUGUUUAAAAACGAUCCAGAGAAAUACAAUUCACCGGAUAUGUUCCUAAAUGUGCAAACGAACAUAACUCAAGUUCUGGAUUUGGUAAAACAAAUUAAUAAAAUGGAAGAAGAGAUUCUAUUGAAUCCCAUGUAUGUUAAAAAGUCUCUUGGCAGUCAGGAUGAUGAUUUGACGUCGCAGCAUCCAAAAGCAUUUUCAGGUGAUCCCACGGAUUGAUGUUGCCAGUGCCAACAGCUCAAUGAUGCCGCCGCCGCCGCCACCACCAACACCACCUACACCACACCAACAACAACAACAACAAUUACAAUUACAACAUUCAGCAUAAACAUUAGUCUGCUGAUUGUUAUCAUCUUUAUGCUCAUUCAUGAACAACACUCAUCCAGCUGUAACAACAAGAUACUGCGCUCUUACAUAUAUCAAAUUUAUAGAUGAACAUUCUAUUUUAAAUAAACUAUGAAUCUAUAAAUCUA
Messenger RNA from Drosophila willistoni, 1710 nucleotides. RefSeq names its product COP9 signalosome complex subunit 3 (gene CSN3). Lineage: Eukaryota; Metazoa; Arthropoda; Insecta; Diptera; Drosophilidae. The transcript has 8 exons. Gene Ontology annotation, biological process: ubiquitin-dependent protein catabolic process. The record is from RefSeq and is a predicted model, not a curated record. The coding region runs from base 116 to 1456 and encodes 446 amino acids. Gene Ontology annotation, cellular component: COP9 signalosome.